AAAACAACUCAUUUUUUCAUCACUCAGAUGUUUCCAAUGAAACGUUCUAUUCUUUCCCGGGGAAGAAAAAAAAUUGAGCGAUUGAUAUUCUUCCUUGGUCUGUACAUUGAUUAUCAAUGCAAAUGUGAUAAAGAGGGUUUUAAUUAAAAGAAAAAUCUAAAUCAUUUCUGAACGUCUUGCUUAAGAUGCCAACAACGUAUCAGUGAUUGCACCGAAGUUAAAUGAAAACCCAGUGACAAAAAGUGAAAUGUCCCCACGAGUUAUCGACAUUUGUUUUGUCGUAUCUUUUUUAUUAAAGAACUUUCGGCUCUCUGCGCCAUAAUUGGAGAAUACGUAUGAGAACACCGGAGUGUCUUUGUUACUCGAAAAGAGCGGACGAACCUUCUUAGUGAAAAAGAACAAGGAUGGAGCUCUUGGUACCAACUAUCUCGGAUAUUGUUUUCAAGUACACUUGGCCGCUACCUGAUUAUAAAAAGAUUAUCAAAAAGAAAAACUUAUUGGACAGUCCGUCUUUUGACUUGAACGUUAAUGGAAUCCACAGCUCAUGGAAUCUGUCCAUCAGAUUUUGGAAAGGACCAGAGGGUAAAAAGAUUACGAACCCUGUUGUUCUGUGUCUGAACAUUCUCAAUUGUUGCAUAGAGGAGGCGGACCAGGUGAAAAUUCGAUUUCAGUUUGCUGUUUUUAAUGCAGAUAUCAAACACUGGGAGUACUGCCAAGUUAGCAGAACAGUGCUUGAAUUAAAAACUACUUCGGAUAUCAUAUCAGUGGGUUACAGAGAUCUAAGUAUCGUCGACAGACAUUUCAAGAAAAAUGGAGAGGUUGUCGUUAUGGUGAAGUUGCAGAUAAUUCAAUAUGAAAAUGAAAAACAUACACUAUCUCAGGAUAUGGGAAGAUUAUUGAAACAUCCGCGUACAGCAGAUACCAAAUUGAUAUGUGGAGGUAUAAACAUCACGGAAAUUCCUGUACACAGUUGUAUUAUAUCUGCGCGUAGUCCUGUACUUGCUGAAAUGAUAACACCAUAUCAACGAAACCCAAAAUCUGAAAGAACGGACUUAAAUGAAAAUGAAACCGGAGGAGAACUUCAAGAAAAUACUGCAACUGGUGUAAAAAAAAUUCACGAAAUAAAUAAUACCUCAAUAACCGACGUGAGAAGCACACCCGAAGAAAACGGAUAUACUGAAACUUAUGCAUUUGAGGUGGACUUAACAGACCUUUCUGUUGAAGUAACUCAGGAACUGUUACGCUACAUUUACACUGAUCGUGUCGACAAUUUAGAUACUCUAGCAUCUCAACUUUUAUCAUUGGCGGAACGUUUGCAUUUAAAAGGCUUGAAAGAACAAUGUGAACGUAAUUUAAUUGAAACAAUUACCCCUGGAAAUGUAGCAACAUUACUUUUAAUAGCUGAUGAAUUCUCUUGUGAGUCCCUAAAAAGGGCGGGUCUGGCAUAUUGCGAGGAAAAUGUAUUGAAUAUACAUAAAAAUUUUGCUUGGAAGAUAAUGGAACAAGUAAACCCUGAACUAUUCAACGAAGUUUGUGAAGCUGGUUUAGGAAGCUCCAAGUCAAGUAAUAUGGAUGAUAGUGAACUCAGUGAUUAAUCGAGUACGAUACUCUUAUUGUAUAAGGUCGCAUGAUAAGAAUUAGUAAAUUUAUCACACAAAUAAGAAUUAACACAUGACAUGUUUACUUACCGUGGUUUAAUGUUAGCCAGGGAGCACUCCACAGCUUGCAA
Molecule: messenger RNA, 1729 nt
Organism: Orussus abietinus
Lineage: Eukaryota; Metazoa; Arthropoda; Insecta; Hymenoptera; Orussidae
Exons: 6
Coding region: 405-1595 (396 amino acids)
Biological process (GO): proteasome-mediated ubiquitin-dependent protein catabolic process; regulation of proteolysis
Cellular component (GO): cytoplasm; nucleus
Molecular function (GO): ubiquitin protein ligase binding
Source: RefSeq, a predicted model, not a curated record